Molecule: messenger RNA, 2798 nt
Organism: Stylophora pistillata
Lineage: Eukaryota; Metazoa; Cnidaria; Anthozoa; Scleractinia; Pocilloporidae
Product: L-threonine 3-dehydrogenase, mitochondrial
Biological process (GO): L-threonine catabolic process
Molecular function (GO): L-threonine 3-dehydrogenase activity
Source: RefSeq, a predicted model, not a curated record
UGAGUCUACGCGAAACAAACCUUUACAACUUGGGUCAGAGAGUAAGGUGUAAUAUAUCAUAUUGUUUGAACCUUUUGAUUUUGGACAGAAAUGUUUGCGAAAAACUUGAGAUUGGGCCACUUCGUUUGUAUGACCGAGAAUGUUCUUGGAAAGACACGUACGUUUUACUCAGUGGCGAAGAAAGAUUCCCCGCGAAUUUUGAUCACUGGGAGUUUGGGACAACUUGGCCGUGGUCUUGCUAAAAUCUUAAGAGAAAAGUAUGGAAGGGAUAACGUCAUCAUGUCAGACAUUGCAAAAGCGUCGUGGGAUGUUUUGGAGAAUGGUCCAUACCUAUACGCUGACAUCCUGGACUUCAAAAACCUUCAGUCCAUUGUGGUCAAUGAACGCAUUGAUUGGCUGGUUCAUUUCAGUGCUAUCCUAAGUUCUGUGGGGGAACAGAAUGUGUCACAAGCUCUACAAGUGAAUGUUGAGGGUGUUCACAACAUCUUUGAACUGUGCCGCAGAAAUAAUUUGAGGCUGUUCUGCCCGAGCACAAUUGGAGCAUUUGGUCCAGAAACACCAUCAAACCCUACCCCUGAUGUGACAGUUCAAAGGCCAAAGACCAUCUAUGGGGUUUCCAAAGUUCAUAUGGAACUUCUCGGAGAGUACUACCAUCACAAGUUUGGUUUGGAUUUCCGCUCAGCCAGAUUCCCAGGCGUCAUCUCAGCUGAGACUGCCCCAGGGGGUGGUACUACGGAUUAUGCUGUCCACAUUUUCCAUGAGGCCUUAAGAACUGGCAGAUACAAAUGUUAUCUGCGCCCUGAUACACGAAUGCCAAUGAUAUAUCUCCCAGAUUGCCUACGAGCGACUGUUGAGUUGCUAGAGGCACCCUCAGAGAAGUUGAAUCUGCGCACAUAUAACAUCAGUGCCAUAAGCUUCACACCUGAAGAGCUAGCUGAUGCAAUACCAAAAUUCAUUCCAACAUUGAAAAUGGAAUAUGAACCUGAUGAAAGACAGGCUAUAGCUGACAGUUGGCCCCAGGUUCUGGAAGACAGUAAUGCGAGGAAGGAUUGGAACUGGCAGCAUGUGUAUGAUCUACCAGGGAUGACUUCAGCUAUGCUGGAAGCAUUAGCACCAAAGGGAAAAAUCAGUGCCUCAUCCAUGCUUUAAAUUCCCAUGUUUUGGCCUUCACUACCAUGCUGAUUAACCCUUCAACACCCAGAAGUAGUAUUCUCAUUACCUGUUUGCCGGAUAACAUGUGGAUAUUAUAGUGACAAGUUACAUGUUAAUCACUUCUGGGGGUUUAAGGGUUAUACAAGCAUGCAGUAGACCCAAGUAUUUUGUUUAAAUGUACAAAUGAUAAGUACAAGUUAUAAUUAAUACAUUUUCCAAAGCAUUUUGACCAGCCCCAUGAUGACUUUUUGCUGGUGGGCUUAACCACUGACUCCUGUGAGUACCCAAGCAGGAGAGAAUUUCUCAUUACAACAUCAAUACAAUAUCAAGCAGACAAGUGAUCCGAGAACAAAUACAAAUUUCAAUUAGGGGAUUAUCGGUUGAUCCAACAUCAAAUUCUCACAACUAACAUCGUAAGAAUUGUUUGGAAGACAAGAAGGAGAAUUACUUCUGAGAUCAUGGGAGUGAAAAGCUAGGUUAACUUUUAGAAGCAAUUUGACAUCAGUGGUGCCAAGUAUUUGCAAAGAUUACGACCUGUAUAUUUUUGUCUCGCAAAGGAAAAUCUACUGGUAUUUUAGUGUACAAUUUUUUAUGUCAACCGGACAAGGCCUCAUGGUAUAUGCUUCAGAGUAAAAACUAUCACUGGCUCAUAUUGAUAAUCACAAAUAAUGCCUAUUUCCAAUAAUUUUAGCAUGGCCAAACUUUCAUGAACAUCAAAACUACACUGUUUUUUUUUUCUGCCAUUAGAAAAUGAAAGUUUGGUCACCAAUCAGAAUGAAACUACAUUGUAUAGUAUUGUUAAUGAAUGUGGUGAAGUGUACCAAAGAACUAAAUAUUGGUUGAGUGGAAUACAUUCUGCUUUAAGAUAUGUGACAGUGAAAAACAUAUAUUAUUAAUAGUCAAAUGUAAGUAUUUAGGAAUGAUUUAAGUCUUAUAAAGUGAAUCACCAAGUAUGCUAAACAAACUACACUGUUUUAUACUUCAAUCCAUUGCAGUCUCCAGGGUGAAAUGCAACAGUUGUCAUAACUUUGCUGUAUAUGUCAAUACAAUAUUUAUAAGUAUACACAGACCCAUUUCAGGCCCAUGCAAUUUAAGGUAAUUUGGUGAUAUCAACUAAGUUGAGAUUGUAAAUUGGUUGCUUUAAACUCUGACAAAGGGCUAACACUUGAAAUGUCAGCUUUUUAACUCUUUAUGGUGGCCAAUUUACAAAUUACUUUAACUUAGUUGAUAUUACCAAAUUACCUUGUUACCCCCACUGACCCAGCACCACAGUUUCUUUAGAAAGUUACCCCCUUUAUCCAUGCUAUUCUAGUCAAACUAGUAGACAAAAUAGUAGAGGUGAUAUUUAUUUCUUAGAUUUUUACCUGAAUAUUUUUCUUUUCAUUUGCCCUUUGAAGAAGCCACAUUUGCACAGACAUGAAAUGGUUUCAUAGUUACAUAACCUUGCAGUUUGGAAAUAUAUUUCAAAACUACAACAUUGUUAAGAGUAGUGUUAGGUAUAAUAUUUAAAGGGUCAUGAAAAUAUAAGUUAUUUUAAUCUUACUUUGUGGUUUACAUGAAGAGAGAGUUUUACUUUACUUAACAGUUUGUUACAUACUUUUUUAUGUGCAUGUAUCCAAGCACAAUAAGAUAAUUCAAAAGGGAAA